AUGGCGCCGGUAGCGACGGGGGCUUUGCCCCCUGUUGACCGGAUCAGCGCUCCAUCGUCCAAGCAGACAGUCGAGGAAGUCUGCUUCUCGGCUGCCUUGAUAUGCUUGGAAGGCCACUACAGCGAUUCGCCCCCGAUCUCCGGACCUCUCACUCAUGCAAAAGUCACCAACAUGGUGACGCGAACAUUGGAGAAGACGCACACCUUGAAGGAAGUCCGAGAAGCAUUAUCGAGAAAUGUCGAGAUCUGGGUGUACCUCACCAAGAUCUUCGCGUCCGCAGUGCCGUAUCUGACCACUCGCUGCAUCGGGCCGUUAUCCAGCCUCAACGACCCCAAUGCCCGAGUAUCAGGUCCUGAGAGCACUGCCUUGAUCCUGAAGAAUUAUGCCAGUCUCAAGGAAGAUCUGCAGAUGCUCAACAAGCUCAUGCAUAUCGCCCGCAACCUGCUCGUGACCCAGGAGCCCGAGGUGCCGCAGGACAUCUGCGCAGCUGUCAGUUUUGACCAGAUGGUGUACCAGACCAUCAUCUUGUGCAUCAACAUGGCGAAUAAGGGAAUUGGUCCAGAAAAGUUGGACGACAGCACGAGGGCAAAGCUGAAAGAAAUCGACGACCUCUACAAGAAACUUCUUGUGACCGCUCUGCAACAGGCACACAACUGGACUGCCAAGAAUGACCGGAACAAGAUGUCAUUUUGGCACGAUGUGCUCUUUGAUGAUGAACAUACCCAGGACGAGCAAGACGGUCUAGGGGAUGGCUCAGGUUUCCGGUUCGACAUCGCUAAGGUCGAAGUUCUCAAUUGGCUGGAGCGCAACUCGAAUGUCUGCGAAAAGGCCAAGGCUCUCCUUGUCGAAUACGCCCAGACGCACGCAAACAAGCCGCCCGGAAUCCCGGCCGCUAUCUCACCCCUCUGUGGCACAUGGAUGCCCGACGUCAACCCGAGAGCGGACGACCCAAAUGAUACCGAGCCUGCAACAUCGGUCUGGCAACCCGAGGAGACCGAUAAGUUCCAACAGGACAAGCUCUACGGCCGCGUCUCCCACGAAGUCGACGCAUGGUGGGAACGAGCUCGAGAUCAGAACUUUGACGGCUGGAAUGUUUCCAUGCCCUCGAUUGAGUUUGCACAGUCCAGGCAAGAAGCAUAUCUGGGCAUGAUAGAACACCGAUACGCGCACACGUAUCGAUCGAUGGACGACGACCACAUGGUCGAUCAUUGCGAACACGACCAUGAGCACGAACAUGACCACCAUCAUGACCACCAUCAUCAUUGCCACCACCACCACCAUCACGACCAUGACCAUGACCAUGACCAUGACCAUGACCACGACCAUGACCAUGAUCACCACCACCAUCACCACCAUCAUCAUCACGACGACGAUCUCCUUCCCGAAGGCGCUGAUGGGGACUCGCGGCACGUCGUUCAGGAAUACGUUGAUGACAUGAUCGAAGAUGAUGAUAUCGAUGACGACGAGUCGUACGGCGAGGGCCCAAUGGCAGGCGUACUGACAGAGUUGCCCAACGUGCUCGACCCGAAGCAAAUAGAAGCCUUGCACAUGAUUGUCAAGUCUUGUAUCAUGGACACUGUUGGGGUUGGUCUGACACGUUAUGGAGAGAAUCUGCAAAAGACAAGGUGUCAUAUGUUCCUGGCUACUGACUGUGGAAAGAGUUUGUUUCGAGAGAUGCUCGUUUACAUUGCGGUUUGGGACAAGGAUGAGCAAUCGCUGAUCUUCGAGAUAACCUCGCAGAUUGUCGAGGCCAUCCAUCACAACGCGCUACUUCCCUACGCAUGGAACUCAUUACGGGUGACCAAGGACGUCAUCUCGCCAUCCCAGGCUGUGCUCCUUCGCGUCAUCAGUCACAUGUUCCGCAAGAAAUUUGUUUCUGCUCUAGACCAAGAAAUCAGCGACGAUGACCUUGACAUCAAGCUCGUGCACUACCUUUUCAGCUGGUUCCGGAGUCGUACUGUGCCGGAGUGCUUGGGCUACCUCAGUCUGCAAGCCGAGGUUCUGACUGGCAUCACGGACCCAGCCGACUUCUUCGUGGACGGAUGGGAUCUCGAGCGUGCAAGAGACGGUCUGGCCCAGUUCCUCGAGUUCAUCAAUACCGCGGCGGAUAUCGACGCCAUACGGAAGAAGAUCAUUGAGUGGGAGGCUGUGUAUGAGUUGAUCACUCUGCUGAAAGCACUGGAGGAGAGUAUCCCGAAGAAGCCUUUGGUGGAGGCCCCGGCACCCCGCAACAAUGAGUCUUCGACAAAUGGACAGAUAGUCGAACGGCCUUAUGCUCAAAACGGCAAUGCCGACCAGCCUCCUCCUCCACCGCCACCGCCGUCCCAGCCUGGAGAACCUCCCCAUAACUUUGCUUGGUCCGGCAUCAAGAUUCAGAUCCUGGGCCUACUCGCGACCUUGCUCCAGCCGCCGAGAGGCGAGCGUGGACCCGGGAAUUCGCAGGUGCAGGACCAGAUCAUGCGCCAAAAUGGCCUUGUACCUCUGCUCAACUGCUGUGCCUAUGACGACAACAACAGAUACGCUCGCGAGAGGGUGCAGGUCUGUCUCAAGUACAUCAUGGACGGCUCGAUAGCCGCCAACAACUUUCUCCGGGACCUCGUCCGGAAGGCUCCCCAGCCUGGCCAGAUGGCUCCGCCGCCCGCGCGACCAAAGGCGGGACUGCCCUCUUCUACGGGCAGUGACCCCGCGGCUCCGACCACAACGAGCCUGAGGGUGGACGGCAUCGGCGGCGAGAUCAAGGUCCAGGUUCGAUCUCCCUCUGCCCCCGGCAGGGCCACGUCGGCUACGCUAGGGACGACGGCCUUGGGCCCUGUACCGCCUCCUGCGUCGGCACAGCCUGUGAGUACGGCGGCGGCGGCGGCGGCGACGGCGAGUGGCUCCGCUACUACCACGGGCGCUGGAAGCACAACCACGACCCGGCCUGCGCUUCCUUACCCGCCGCCUUUGCAAGGGCCGAUCCCGCCAAUCACGAACCCGCCCCGCAACCGUUCGGAAGAGUUGCUGAGCGACAUCAUCACGCUUGCCAACGAGGCGGCGCGGUUAGCCCUUGCGCACGAUGGGGACGAGACUGAAGAUGACUUUAUGUGA
Molecule: messenger RNA, 3087 nt
Organism: Thyridium curvatum
Lineage: Eukaryota; Fungi; Ascomycota; Sordariomycetes; Thyridiales; Thyridiaceae
Exons: 3
Coding region: 1-3087 (1028 amino acids)
Cellular component (GO): cytosol
Source: RefSeq, a predicted model, not a curated record